UAUCCGAAAAGCAACUAUGCAGGAAUUCUCAAUUCUCGUGAUAAUUGCCCCAAGACACCCAAUCCGGAUCAACGCGACUCGGAUGGCGACGGCCUUGGCGACGCUUGCGACAACUGUCCCAAUACGCCCAAUCCCAAUCAAUUCGACAGCGACAGCGAUUUGGUCGGCGACGUCUGCGACACAAACAUCGAUCGUGACAAGGACGGUAUCCAGGACUCUUUGGACAACUGCCCAACAAUUCCCAACAGCGACCAGCGUGACGCCGAUAACGACGGCCUGGGUGACGACUGCGAUCCGGAUGCCGAUAACGAUGGCAUCCGCAACGAGAAGGACAACUGCCCGAUCGUCUAUAACCCCGAUCAGGUGGAUACGGACCGCAACGGAGUCGGAGACGCUUGCCAGGACGAUCAGGAUGCGGAUAACGUGCCCGAUUUCUUGGACAAUUGCCCGAACAACUCAAAGAUCUACGCCACCGACUUCCGCACGUACCAGACGGUCAUCCUCGAUCCGGAGGGCGAUUCCCAGAUCGAUCCUAACUGGGUCAUUUACAACAAAGGCGCCGAAAUCGUCCAGACGAUGAACAGCGAUCCGGGUUUGGCCGUCGGCUUCCAUCGCUUCGGCGGAGUCGACUUUGAGGGCACAUUCUUCGUUGACACCGAGAUCGACGACGACUAUGUUGGCUUUAUUUUCAGCUAUCAGGACAACACUCAUUUUUACACCAUCAUGUGGAAGAAGAACACGCAGACCUACUGGCAGGCAACACCUUUCCGGGCCGUCGCCGAGCCCGGCAUCCAGCUCAAAUUGGUCAAGUCUAAUACAGGACCGGGUCAGAUGAUGAGGAACUCGCUUUGGCACACGGGCGACACCGAAAAUCAGUUGAAAUUGCUGUGGAAAGAUCCCCGCAACGUUGGAUGGAAGGAGAAGGUGGCCUACCGCUGGCUGCUGCUCCAUCGGCCCAAGAUCGUCUUGAUCCGUCUGCGUAUCUUCGAAGGAGAAAAUAUGGUGGCCGAUUCGGGCAACGUCUUUGACUCUACCCUCAAGGGCGGUCGAUUGGGUGUCUUCUGCUUCUCGCAGGAGAUGAUCAUCUGGUCCGAUUUGGUUUACCGAUGCAACGACGCCGUGCCUGAAGCCAUCUACAAGGAACUUCCACCCCGACUGCAGAAGGAGGUACAGGUGGACCGCACACGGGCACCGAGUCUUUCCGCCAACUGAGCCGGGAAAAACCAAUUUAAAAUUGCUGCACGAAAAUGGAACAAAAACAAAACAAAAGAAAUAGAAAGAAAAGAUAAUCAAACGAAAGAAAUCAGCAUCUUACUCUUCACAAAUUCCUCCAAGAGAACAAUGAAAUAAAGCCAUUUGAAGAGGAAAUCAUAAAAAAAAAAUAAAAACAAGUCGACGACGUGUGUAGAGAAAAUUCUGAUUCUUGUUUUUUCAUGGUUAAUAUGAAUUUGUUUGGCUUUUUGUUGGUUUUCAAAAUGGGAAGACGCAAUCCCAGCCUGCCAUUUUUCAUUUUUCGUUCAAUAGUUAACACAUAUAAACACAAGAAUAACGAAAUAUGGAAAGAAGAAGAAAAAACACGUACAAAAAAGUACAUGCACAUUUUUAUUUUUAUUUUUUUUUGAUCCCACGUUUUGAAUCUAUUUUUCUUAUUGUCUUAAAUGAAUUUCGGAAAUGAGAAUGUUUUAAAAUUUGUAGUAUCAACGACGAUGUGGUGGAGGAGGUCAAAACCAGCUUGUAACCAACACUAUUUUUUCUAAAAGCAGCGUAUUAAUAUCAAUGUGUAUCGCAAUCACUGAAAGCAGAAAACGAAAAAAGAAAACAAAGGGAAAUAUUGGUUCCCUGGAUCCCUUUCACAAUCAAUGCUUGCUCAUUAUGAAUAUAUAUGCCUUUUUUUCCUCUUUCCUCCCUCAACAACACACCAACCAAACAAACAAAUGAAA
Messenger RNA from Daphnia pulicaria, 1940 nucleotides. It is a transcript of the gene Tsp, whose product is annotated as cartilage oligomeric matrix protein-like. Gene Ontology annotation, biological process: cell adhesion. The annotation marks the transcript as partial. The record is from RefSeq and is a predicted model, not a curated record. Lineage: Eukaryota; Metazoa; Arthropoda; Branchiopoda; Diplostraca; Daphniidae. Gene Ontology annotation, cellular component: extracellular region. Gene Ontology annotation, molecular function: calcium ion binding. The transcript has 4 exons.